This is a messenger RNA of Lodderomyces pseudojiufengensis, 2424 nucleotides long. RefSeq lists its product as uncharacterized. Gene Ontology annotation, cellular component: nucleus. The coding region runs from base 1 to 2424 and encodes 807 amino acids. Gene Ontology annotation, molecular function: hydrolase activity, acting on acid anhydrides, in phosphorus-containing anhydrides; ATP binding; DNA binding. Gene Ontology annotation, biological process: establishment of sister chromatid cohesion; nucleobase-containing compound metabolic process. The record is from RefSeq and is a predicted model, not a curated record. Lineage: Eukaryota; Fungi; Ascomycota; Pichiomycetes; Serinales; Debaryomycetaceae. The transcript has a single exon.
AUGGUAUCAAAAUGUCGAGACUACCAUCAUCCAUUCAAACCAUAUGACAUUCAAAGGCAAUUAAUGGAUGCUAUCUAUGAAACAAUUGAAAAUGAUUAUAAAAUAGGUAUAUUUGAAAGUGCAACUGGUACGGGAAAGACGUUAUCAAUUAUAUGUUCAACAAUGACUUGGCUUAGAAAUUACAAGAAAAAUAAUAUUUUUGAUCAAAAGAAUAAUACUUUAGAUGUAAACGAUGAUGAAAGUGAUGAGGAUGAGCCAGAGUGGGUCAAAGACGAGUAUAGAAGAACUAUUGUUGAUAAAAGUAAAAAUAAAUUGAAAGAGUAUGAAAUACAUUUGGAUGAAGUUGAGAAGAAUUUUAUGAACAAUAAGAGAUAUGAUACAAUAAUUGAGGAUAAGGUUAAACGAAAGAAACAAAAAAGUCAGGAACAAGAGGACGACGAAUCUUUUUUACCAAAUGACUAUAAUGAUUCUGAUUUAAUUCAGUCGAAAAAUUUCAAAAUUAAUCAAGAAAUUAACAAAUUAAUCAAAAAUUCUGAAGGUGAAGAAUCAAUUGAACAUGUAAAUAAUUGUCCCACGAAGAUAUUCUUCUCAUCAAGAACUCACUCACAACUAAAUCAAUUUUCAAGCCAACUACGACUAACUUCAUUUAAUGCAUCAUUUGAUGAAAUGACGGAACGGACAAAGUAUUUACCGUUAGGUUCAAGAAAACAACUUUGUAUAAAUGACAAAAUCAAUAAAAUAUCCAACAAAAAGGGAGAUCAGUCAAUUAAUGACGCCUGCAUUGAUUUACAAAAAUCUAAAGAUGGUUGUUCAUACUUGACUAAAAAUGACAAAUCAUUGGUAAAAGAAUUUUCAGAUUUAAGCUUAGCCAAGAUUAGAGAUAUUGAAGAAUUAGCUGAAUUAGGAUCGGAUUUAAAAACUUGUCCAUAUUAUUCAGCUAGAGAUAGUAUUGAAGCAACUGAAAUUGUAUCAUUGCCUUAUCAACUAUUAUUUCAAAAGGGAAGUAGAAAAGUAUGGGAUUUGAAUAUAAAAGAUUCUAUUAUUGUUAUUGAUGAAGCUCAUAAUAUUAUUGAUAUCAUCACUUCAUUAUAUUCAGUGAAAAUUACAGUCACUCAAUUAAAUCAUGUUAUUAAGUCAUUAAAUUUUUAUCUCAAGAAAUUUGCAAAACGAUUGAAUAGCAGUAAUCGAAUACAAAUCAUGAAAUUAACAAAAAUAUGUAAAAUUUUAAUGGAAUUUAUAAGUCAAAAAUCAGAUGAAAAAAUAGGGAAAGAGGUUACUGUAAGUGAAAUAUUCACAGAUUCAACAGGAGACUUAGUUAAUAUUCAUAAACUUGAUGAGUUUUUGGUUAAAACAAAAUUAGCUUACAAAAUAGAAUCUUAUAUGUCUAAGAUUGAUGAAACUUAUAAAAAUCAAUCAACUCCUUUACUUUUUGAAGUUAUUAAAUUUCUUCAAUGUUUUAAUAACACUAGUAAAGAAGGGAAAUUGUUUUGGGAUAAAUCAAAUAACGAAAUUUCAUUAAAUUAUAUGCUACUUGAUCCAAGUUUUAUUUUCAAAGAAUUAGUAGAUGAAGCUAAAUGUGUUUUACUUUGUGGUGGUACAAUGGAACCAAUGAAUGAAUUUAUGGAUUAUUUAUUUCCCUUUGUUCCUGAAAAUAAAAUUAAUAAGUUUGCAUGUGGACACAUUAUACCUGAUGAAAAUUUGAAAGUAUUCACCAUCGAUAGUUAUCAUGGAGAAUUUGAAUUUCUGUUCAAUAAAAGACAUGAUCUAAAACAAAUUUCAAACCUUGGUCAAUUUAUAUUACAAGUUUGUAAAAAUGUUCCAUAUGGAGUAGUUGUAUUUUUCAGCAGCUACAAAUAUCUAGAAACAGUUAUUGAGUGUUGGAAGAAGACACCUGUUUAUUCACAGCUAUCAAAUAUUAAGCGAAUUUUCCAAGACUCUUCAAACACUUCAAGAGUUGACAAUGUUUUAAAUGAUUAUUCAGAAGUAAUAAACAAUCAAAGAAAAGGAGCAAUAUUAUUCUCAGUGGUUGGUGGUAAAAUGUCAGAAGGUAUUAAUUUUUCAGAUGAUCUAGCAAGAGCAGUAAUGAUGAUUGGAUUACCAUACCCCAAUGCAUUCAGUGGUGAAAUAAUAUCAAAACGAAAUUACAUCGAAUCACAAGUUAUUGCUAAUGGAGGAACUAUUGCAUCAGCUAAACAGAAAUCUUCAGAUUAUUAUGAAAAUUUAUGUAUGAAAGCUGUUAAUCAAAGUAUUGGAAGAAGUAUAAGGCAUGCUAAUGAUUAUUCUUUGAUAUAUCUUGUUGAUAAAAGAUUUAAAAAUACAAAGAUACAAAAUAAGUUAAGUAAAUGGGUGAAGGAUCGAUUGGUAGAUAGUUCAGAUGUGAUGAGGGAUUCAAAAGAAUUUUUUAGUUCAAAAGAGUUUGGUUGA